GAUCCUACUUGAAAUUAGUGCGCCAGCUGCCGUAGUAACUUUCACGCAGUGGAACCUGAAAUUCAGGGCAAUUUUCUAUAUUAUACGUCGACUCUUUAUCCUUUUGGGAAUAUUAUUGUUGGAUUGUAAACAAUAUCACCUGACCAAUUGGAAAAUUGUCGAUAUGAGGGACUGAUUUCGUUUGUUUCUCCGGAAUCAUACCUUCUCCUGAAAGAUUAGAGCCGCGUACGUGCGCUAGAUUACCGGUAUCACCAUGAAUAGGCCGCGACCUAGAGAACAAGUCGCUAAAAGGAGCACCGGCAGGGCAAGCCGGGGGUCUGGCAGGACUUCUGUACCGCAGAAUGCAUCCCCUCCUACCACGUCUCUAAAGAGUCUGCAAGGCUUAUAUGCCAACCAACACUUUGUCCAUGUGGCCAGUGUGGCAAAAGGCUGUACAGCAGAGCUUCAGGUCAAGAAUGGUAAAAAGUUUGAGGGAAUCCUGUCUACAUUCUCCCCGCAAGGCGAAGUUGAGCUGCGCCUGGCCCAUCCUGUAGAUUCUAGUGAUAACACCGUGGUUCCAACGAUUGAACAAGUCACUGACAAAAUGCUCUUCAAAUCCUCCAGCAUCGUGUGCAUCAACAUAAAAGAUGUUGACAUGGAAUACGCAAGUAGAGGAGCCGAUGCUUUCCAGACUGAUGCCGAGAUAUCAGCAAGGAAGCAGAAUGGACAGGUUUCAGAACGGGAGCUGGAGGCCUUUGAAACUGAUGGCAAUCUGACCGAUCUAAGUCUAGGAGACGACCCUCUCUCGGCAGGAAGUGCUAAUGGUUGGAGCGCAGAAGACAUGUUUAGGAGGAAUGAACAAAUGGGUGUCAAAUCAUCAUACGACAGCAAUCUUGGCGACUACACAACUCCAUUAGAUCCGAAAGACACGGACGAUUAUCAGAGGAAGAUUAUACGGGCUGAUCGCCUGGCCAAGAAGAUCGAGGGUUCCAGUGAUUACAUGGUGCGAACCAGCAAGGAACAAGAGCAUACGGAAGAAGACCGAUUUAGUGCAGUAGUACGUCCGAUGAACUCCCAGCCGUCUGGCCAUAGUUCUUCCCCUUCUCCUGUUAGUGCUUCCAGUAAUGCAGAGAGCCUUAAUACUGGUAGGUAUGUGCCUCCAGCCUUGAGAAACAAGCAAGAUGGCCCAUCGUCCAACAGCAGCGGAGGAGGACCCCCCGUUCACCAUCGGAACCACCAGCGGGCCACCCCACCCCUUGGAGGACUGCCCCUGAACAGCGCGGCUGGCCGCAACAGGGCGCAGUCCCCUCAAAUGCAUCCCUCACACCAGCAGCAGCAGCAGUCCUAUGCCAACCAGACGUCCCCACACAACUUACCCUCCCCGCAGCAGAGGGUGCAGACGCCCCCUCAUGGACACCACAUUAACCAGCAGAUGAACAUGCAGAUGCGGCAAUCACCUCAACAAUCUCAUAUGGGUGCUAAUCCAAGGUCGCCAGGGACGCAGCCGCCCCUCCCCCAGAGGAUACCCCCUAAUAGGGGGCGGACAGUCCCUGACAUGAGCAAUCCUAUUAUUCGCUCACCAGUGCAAUCUACUGCUCAAGCCCCAGCGUCGUCGAUACCGGCCGCCGCGGCUGAUAAGCAGUCUAAUAUUGAUAAGACAGGGGCUGGACCUCAAGAUGUAGAUAAGAAGACACCAGAAGUAUCUCAGGCUCAGAGGAUUAUUCCACCCAUGGACAGGAGUCCCAGGGCCAGCAUUAACGAUUCAAGUAAAAAGCAAACGAUAGAACAUUUGAAGGAGUUUGGAGAUAAUUUUAUGCUGCAAGACAAGGACAAGGCAGCAACACCCACGGCACAAACCAACACUCAGGGGGCUACCACACCAAACCAACCACCUCAAGAGCAACAACAACAACAACCCAAAGCCGGUGUUGUAGCUGCUGCACCACCACCAUCAGCAACAUCGGGUGAACCUGUGACGCCUGCCCCUGGCAGUUCCUCAGGUGCCCCUGUUGUUGCCGCAACACAGAAGCCUGCCACCUCAGCAGUGGCUGCAACUGCCACAUUGGACAAAAUAACAACUUCAACGCCACUGACUGCAGAAGAGAAGAAAGAGGCAGAGGCGAUCAAGAAGUCGACACUCAAUCCAAAUGCAAAGGAAUUCAACCCAUUGGCCAAACCAUUUGUUCCAGUUGCACAGAGGAUGCAGCCGCAGAAGACACCUACCCCUCCUCGCCCUCCCUCCCAGCCCAGCCCAGCACCCCAGGUCAUUCCGGGCCAGUAUACCCAUCAGCUCAAUCAACCCAUCUUCCAGCAGAUAUCAAUCCCGCCAGCUGGUUUACACUACACCCAACUCAGGGGAGUGGGACCAAGGAAAGGUGCCACAAAUCUACCACAGAUGAGAGCGCACAAUCAUCAAGACAUUCAACAUAUCUUACCGGUGUCGAUGGCUGCUGGCCAGCCCUUGGUGGCCCCGGUCCCCACCAUGCUACCCUUUGCUACGCACCAGGCCGGCCCUGGUGGUCCCGUGUCCAGUGCUCAACCCAUCAAUCACGCCCAGGUCAUAAGUCACAAUCCAAACGCGUACGUCUACAACGUCCAUCAACAGAAGGCGAUGGGUCCAAGGUUAGCAACCCCCCAGAACAUGGUUGCAGCAGGUCAACCUGGGGGUCAUAACCAGCAUCAGUUAUCACAGGACGCACAACCGGUCAUGGUCUUUCCACAGAUGAUUCCUGCUGGUAUGAAUAAUUUCCAGCACUCUGGAAACAUCCCCAUCUCGCAGCAGACGCCUACUCAGAUGCCCACCCCCUACCACCAGUUCACCCAGCCCCAGCCCCAGCAUCACCAGAACCCCACGGUCCAAUACCAGCACCAUCAACCCCAUCAGCAGUCCCAUCAACAGCACCCCCACAGCCAGCAGCACACCACGCCUCCCCUCUCCCACACCCCUCAGGGGCAGAACCAGGGCAACGUGAUGCAGCAGCCUCAGCCCGCCCAUGGGGGGAGGCCGUCGCCAAGCCCCGUCAAUCCGGCAGCUAUGCAUCAGGCCAACCAACAGCAACAACAGCCUCAUCAGCAGCAACAUCAGCAAUUCCAUCCACAAAACCUGCAGGCCAUGGGUCAGCCGCAGCAGCAGAACCAUCAGAUGAUGGCUGCCAUGGCCGCCGUCAACCAGCAGCAGGGUGGCGGCACCGGCGGCACCCCCCACGGCACCAACAACCACAACCAGCAGCAGAACAUGAUGCAACCCAUGCACGCGCACCCGCACCCCCAGCCGGUCCUCCACCAGUACACCCACACGCCCCACGCGGUGACCAACAUCACCAACGUGACCCCCGUGCACUCGGCGCCGCACCCACACCCCAAGCCAGUCUUCCUUACCAACUCCCAGGGUCAGCAUGGGGGAGGCGGUCAGCAGAGUCUACCCAUCAACAUCCAUGGUCAGCAUGGUCAGCAGUCGAUACUCUCAUCCCCGGUCCAAGGCCCGUACAUGCAGACGCCACCAGGUCAAAUACAACAAGCUCAAGUGCAACAAUUUCAGCCCAAUAAUUGAAGAGAUUUUUGACAUUAUUUAUGGAAACGAGUCAAUAAAAUGCAGUUUAAAACUUGAUCCAGGAUUUCAAGUUGUGACAAGUAAAAAAGAAUGCUGCAUUUGAAACUUGAGUAUGACAGCUGACAUUGCUGCUUGUACGUGAUUCGAGACUACCGGUCGAGCAAACAAAAUGAUUGCUGGCUCGUGGAUCUUGUCUUUGCUUUGGUCUCUAUUCAUUGCUGUGCAUUCCAGGACGUUUCGCGAAGUGAACUGUAGCAAUUGUGACAGCAUCGUGUGAUCGGAACAGGAUUCCGAUGUGCUGCUGCUGCCACAGGACAUUUAAUUGUGAUCAGUUUGCCGACUGGAGUGCCAAGUAGCGUCUGUCGCUAUGGAAUGAGUGAGAUGCCAAGAAGUACUGGAUGGAUUAGUGUAGCGGGACUAAAGGAGUCGAGCUCGAUGGAGGAGAACUUCUUCAGAACCCUAUGUUUUCAUUAAAAAAGGACGGGGAUUGCUUGCAACCAGCUAAAAGUUGACUUGAUAGAAAUGACAGGCAUUGGAUGAGAUUUGAACAUAAUGCAAGCUAAAUGAACACGCAGUUUACUGCAUGAUGAUGAUGAUGUUGAGGUGACGAAAGUCAUCCAGACUCUGCUUCGAGGCUGUGCUUGCAGGUGAAGGAGGAGACGAGCAAAGAAAAAAACUAUGAUAAAAGGAAAAAAAAAUAACCUGUUUUCAAAGAUUAUAACGAUAUAUAUGAUACCUUUUAGCCAAACAAUGCAUUUACCGAGAAUGCUUUUAAAUUGGCCUUCCUCUUAAAUAUGUGAUGAUAGUAAAGGAUGAAGAGAGGAGAUCUUUUAAGAGGAUGAUGCAAAGUGAUACAUUUUAAUCUCUACCAAGUUUGUAUAAGAUGUCACUAAAUAUGUGGAGAAAUUUUAUGACGUAAAGUUGAAGUUCUUGUAUUUAUAAACGAAGGAUCAUUCCCUUUUGCAUUGGUAUGGUAUUGGGGGAAUAUUAUGAAAUUUCACAAAACUUUCAUAUUUAUUUUGGCAUUUUAAAUUACCUGAAAAUAUAUCUGGGGAAUAAUCUGACAUCAUAGCAUGCAAUCCCCAGAUAUUACAGAUAUAUACAGAGAUUACAAAAGUACACUUAUGAAAAAGAUACAAAAAUGAUGAAGUGUUAUUAUAAAAAUGUUUUUAUGCUGCGAUUGUAGCUGUUCAGGUUGUGAGUGAAGAUUAACAUUGUGUAACCACAACCAAAGUAAAUGGGUCAUUAUAUAUCUGAUACUAAUCUAUUUGACUCUUUAAAAAUAAAAAAAGGGAAAUAAAAGAAUAUUUAAUACAGGGAGAUGAUGAUAAUAACACUGAUAUAAUAUCAAAUGGGGAAAGGGGUAUGCGAAGCGAUGAUGAUUAGCAUUUGCCUGCUCAAUCCUAGUUUGUAUAAGAUAUCACUAAAUAUGUGGAGAUAAAGACCAAACUUUGCACAAGUGAGGAGGGUGAACCAUAAAGUACUGCCUGGCACCAGUAGUGCAAUACAAAAAAAAAAAACCCACUUUGGGAUGAACUACUGCAGUGCACAUGGCAUUACAACUCCCCCAAUUGCUCCUCGGGGAUCAGGAGAGGAGGAAUGUUGGCUAGGAAGAUGAGAAGAAGUAUUCUUUCUAUAAUAAAAAAGGAAAACCACAAAGGGUUUCGACGUUUUUGGGUAGGGUUGGUCGGUACAGUCUCAGCUUGGUCUCAUUUCAUUUUGUUCAGUUUGGAACGUUCUAAGCCAUGAUAUGAUAGAAAGUUAAAAUUUGGAAUAAAAAUGUGGAAGACCAUACUCUAUAGCAUUUUGAUCACACAUAUUUUGUGUUUGUCAAAUAUGUAGUUGGCCACAUUUGAUGUGUUUUGUUUUGUAUCGUUGGAGUAAUUAAUUGUCCUAUUUCUGCCAUUCUACUAUUUUGUUUAUAUUUUGUUUAUUUGAAAGGGACAUGUGUUGUGCAUGUUCCUUGACUGAUUUGCUUCACACCUCUACCCUUACCUUCAUUAAGAUAUGUCAGUAACGGUUUGCGAUAAAAUUAUAUUGUGAAUAAGGAAAUAUGAAUCCUGCAUCUUUCAAUGAAAUUACAAUAUUUUUAUAACAGUUUUAAUGAUACUUAAUGCAAGAUAGUAAAUUUUAAACAUUCGGUUUAAAUCCCCCCCCCCCCAGUAAAGUAACGUUUUCAAUUAGGAUGCGGUAAUCUUAUAUCUAUUGCAUGACUGGUGUGCUUGGUACCUUGCACUGGGAUUUCUUUUUGGAGUUGAUGUAACUUUCUGUUUCUAAGUAAAGGCACACACAGAAGAAGGUUUUGUGUAUUGUAAAUCCUCACCCACUUAAGUAGAGAGAUAAUGAGAGCAAGAAUAAAGUAGAAUAAACAUUAGUAUUAAAGGAGGCUCAAACUCUAAAAGAAUAUUUCAUUUUUUCAAACAGCAAUUUCAGAAGAAGAAGACAAAAAUCCAUGUAGACAUAGUUUUGGUGGUCCAUGGCAUGUUGAGGUUGAUUGUAGACCUAAAAAUUCAAGAUGUUCAUGAAUUAAUUGUGAAUGUAGACUAAAUAUUGUUGUGAAAAUUGAGAGAAUUUCUGUUAAAUUGCAAAUCUCCAGUAACCUAAAAAGACUACAGAUAUGGUGAAAACUCAUGAUUUAUCCAUGUGUAUCAAUGUUCUCCAGCAUUUGUUCCUGUCUCUUUAAAUAUUUCCAAGAGUAAACCUUUCAACAACAUGCAGGAAUUCAAUCAAUUUUAGUGAUGCAUAGCAGAUGUGAGGUGGGAGGGGGAUAACAAAUUAGAUUACUCGACUGCAAAGAAAGAAAAAAAAAAUUAUACUGAUCUGUCCAUGAAAGGAAAUGCUGUGUAUUCACUGGAGCUUUAUUCCGAAAUCAAAUAUGACUUGAGUAUAUCGUCUGUUCAGAGCCAGAAGGGCAUUAAGUCUGUGUUCUGAAUUGUAUGUCCUUCUGGCUGCAAACAGACAAUACAUGUAUUCCCGUCAGUAACAGUUAUUAAAUAGUAUUAGCCCCCCAUGCAUAUGUAGUGUUCUCGGUACAAGAAGGCCGUGAAUUAUUGCCAAUCAAUCAGUCAGAGGUGUGCUGUUUCUUAGAUAAUGAUUACAAUUUACAAGGAUCCAUUUUGAGGUAAACGUUGAAAUACAAGAGGAAAUGUACAUCCCAUAUCCAUGUGUAGCCUGGCCAACGAUGAAUUUACGAACCUUAAGUUGUAACUUCACUUCCCAUCUUCAUUUUUUAGCUUAAUUCAUCUAUGCACCUGUCGGUCAAAGAAAAAAGAAGAUGAUUUGAUUGAUAUAAUAAAAGGUUCUAUUCAUUUUUUUUAAAACUUGGAAUUAUCAGUAGAAUAAGAGCAUGUGAAUGGAGCUUAUCGAAGCUGUUGAUUUACUCUCAAGAAAAUAUUACCGAAUAAAACAAGCUGAGACUUA
Strongylocentrotus purpuratus (purple sea urchin) is the source of this 6949-nucleotide messenger RNA. Its product is annotated as ataxin-2-like protein. The record is from RefSeq and is a predicted model, not a curated record. The transcript has 21 exons. Gene Ontology annotation, biological process: cytoplasmic stress granule assembly. Gene Ontology annotation, cellular component: cytoplasmic stress granule. Lineage: Eukaryota; Metazoa; Echinodermata; Echinoidea; Camarodonta; Strongylocentrotidae. The coding region runs from base 254 to 3529 and encodes 1091 amino acids. Gene Ontology annotation, molecular function: RNA binding.